This is a messenger RNA of Toxoplasma gondii ME49, 2787 nucleotides long. It is a transcript of the gene SRS16A, whose product is annotated as SAG-related sequence SRS16A. The coding region runs from base 824 to 2014 and encodes 396 amino acids. Gene Ontology annotation, cellular component: membrane. The transcript has a single exon. The record is from RefSeq and is a predicted model, not a curated record. Lineage: Eukaryota; Apicomplexa; Conoidasida; Eucoccidiorida; Sarcocystidae.
GCCGACAGGGAAUGACGUGAUUCUGUACCCUUGUAGGAGGAACGUUGGCCAUCCUGUGCGAUACGUUCAGUUGUCGUUGUUCCGCAGCCAAAUCAAGAGGUCAGAUGUAGUAGAAAUGGCAAAACACAUGCAUUCCUUGAUUUUUUAUGCCAAUACCAACAAACAUGUAGCCGCGUUGUAUGAUGGGCCGCAGAUGGGACUCUUGCGCAGGAGAGGAGCGCAGCUAAGGUACCCCUGAGUCUCCAGAAAAUCCCACACGACCAUGCUUCACUGUAACGCUGCCCUCAGCGGAGCGGAUAUGAAACUAAAAUUGUGUACAGCCUUGCGUUGGCGUUGCUUCGAUGCGCACAGCAUCACCGCCAUCCUCCCCCUCUUCAUUUUCCAACUGGACGAUGGAGGAAGUCGUAAACCGCGAAAAGACAUCGGAAUACGAUUGCCGCGAAGGGGACAUCCUCAUGGCUCACUCCCCAAGAAAUACCCCGGCUGUGCAAACACAACAAGGAAAACUAGGCACAGCAGGCAACCCAGAAUCCAACAUAACCGGGUUACCUUUCUACUUCUUGUAGCAAGAGACAGGCAAACCUAUUUAUACACACUGCAAAUGAGCAAGCCUCGACACGUGGUUUUGUCGGCCCUCCGGCUGUCCGACAGGCACACACAUCAACCCGCCGGGGUCGGUCACCGUGAAUCGCUCGGUGCGAAGCCUUCUAACAGCCAUCUCUGACGACUCUCCUUUUGAAAACAUAAUCGUUCUCUUCCAGUUGAUCGCUCACUCUUGUCGUUUCCAUUAUUGUUCCCGUUUUUUCAACUUUUCGUCCACAGAAUGGCGAGGAAAGGUAGCACGCAGCGACGGCGAGGCGGGUUCGAGACUAAGCCCCGAGAGUUGAUCGCAUUUUGCAUGGUAGGAGCCUUGUUGCUCUCCAGCGGUCAGGCUGUCGCACGUCAGCUUCGUGAAGAAAAUCAGGAUAUGUCUGUAGAAGAUAGCCACCAAACUAUCGAGCCAUCAAUCAGUGGAACACGUGCAAGCUGUAACUUUGCUGCGGCAGGAGGUGCAGGGGCACUUGCGGCGGCCAAUGCAAGUAGCAGCUUGACGUUAUCGAAAGAACAUCUGAAGGCUACUUUGAAUUGUUCUGGUGAUGGUAAAAACCAAAUAUCCACAAUCCCCAAGGAUCUGGGAACAAAAGUGUGCGACCCAAGCAAGCCAGGCAACGAAAGUGACGGAUGCACGAUUCAGAAAAGCAAACUAAGCGGCGAAGCAGUUGAGCUGCGAAGCCUGCUGGGGGCGAACCGCAGCAUCCAGUGGACACAAGCGGACAAGGUGAGUCGUGACGAGGUAUCCAACACCGAAUGGAGCUUGGAGCUACUGGAGUCAGACUUACCUUUGACCCAGAAGACUUUUUUCGUCGGGUGCCAGAAGACUACAUCAGCCCGGUCCGCUUCUGUGAAACUUGCGUCGACCUGUACUGUGACAGUGAACGUCGAAGCGAGAGCUUCUGCCGCAGAAGGUAAUGUUGUUACCUGCGCCUACGGCAAAGACAGUAACACUACUCUUUUGGAAGUGGACAUGACAACAGAAAAUAACACCCUGACAAUGGACUGUGGUUCCGAGGGGACGUUGAGUCCUGAGACAACGAGCGCUCAAUACUGUGAUCCACAAAGCACAGACUUGAAAAACUGCACGAAGAAGUUUGUCGACAUUCUGCCGAAGUUUGUGACUGACUGGUGGACAAAGGCGACGUCGGGUAAUGCCUCUACACUGACAAUCCCAACGACGGACUUCCCAGAAUCAGAACAGCAAUUCCGUUUGGGUUGCGUCCCCAACGCAGCCUCGCAGAGCGAUAGAAAAGAUGGCAGGGUAAAUCAACAGCCACAGGCCUCCGCGCCGACGAGUUGCAGUGUGUUGGUGACUGUGAAGGCCUCCAGCUCUGCUUCGUACGCGUCACCAGGUCUUCAAGUGUUGAUUGCAGUCUCAGGCGGGGCGGCCGUGACAGGGCUCGUUGGUGCUUCGUUGUAAGAGUCCUGGUGUUCCUGAUGACUGCCUGUUACAUUUGCUGGUCUUUGCCGCAUGUGAAUUUCACUUGCGACUGAUCUGUAUGUUCAUGAACCGAAGCCUUCAAAAUAUCUGUGCGGCCUCCUUUGGUUUUAGCAGUUCACUUUUUGCUCAUGCCAUAUCCUACGCGUGGAUACACAGAGAUGUUGACGGUUUGAUCGCAGAUGCAUCUCUCCAAUAUAGCAUACGUGCAGCAAACCCGUUUCCGUUUGACUCAUCUGCGCACGUAUCUGGAAGGCACUCUGCGUGAGCACGCCAUGUGACCCAAGAAAGAGCCGUACAAUAUGCACUCUGGUCACAGACAUAUUUCACUUGCGACGCGUGAAUGUCUAGGCAAGCACGUGUGCGUAUCUGGACAAAAAGAAACAAAUCUGUUCGAGCGUCUUCAGUUUUCCGAUGCAUCUCGGCUGGCAGCGAACGAGUUCGUCUUUCCCUGCCUGGUGGCACACCGAGUACUGGCACCUCUUCUUAAAAGACGUUUGUGCACAUCUCGCAGCGUUCUGCUGCUCAUCCGGGGGAGGGUACUUCCGUAACGGGCGUCAGUAAAAGUCAAGAUUCUUCUCCUGGCCCUCUUUCACUUGCCUCCAAGUGAAUGACGCAUAGUUCCUUCUGCCCAGUCCUCGACCGCGGUGAUUCGGUGAUACCUUGAGGUGGCCUAUGCUUCCCAAAUCAUCUUCUGUCUCUCCCUCUGCUGUCACAAAUGACUACCAUCGAGUAAAGGGCAAAUUGGGGAUUUU